GAAAACAUCACUUCUCAAUUUAGGCUCAAAAACGGAACGGAAAUAUGCAGAAACAAUACUACCGGUACGACAAUUGGGUAACUAUCUGUUAUGCACAAUAUUGAUCAUGAAUGUCGUGGUGAAUGCAGCCAUUUCAAUACUCUUCGAGGAUAUGACCAGUGGAAUGGUUGCAUUUAUUAUUUCAUCCGUUGGGAUUGUUGUCAUUGGUGAAAUCAUCCCACAGAGUAUCUGUGUUAAGAAAGGCCUAGCAGUUGGUGCAUAUACAAUUUGGUUGACGCGAACAUUUAUGAUUCUGACGUUUCCUUUCUCAUAUCCGAUUAGCAAAAUUCUGGAUGUUUUCCUUGGCGAAGAUACCCCGGUAUAUGAUCGAUGCAAGCUGAUAAAUUUAAUGAAGAUGACUGCAUGCGAAGAGAAUCAAGAAUUAGCAGCUGAUCUGAAAAUAGCUGUUGGUGCUAUGGAAAUAUGCGAGAAAACAGUUGGGGAUGUGCUUACUAAAAUAGAGGACGUAUUCAUGUUAUCUGAAGAUACGGUCAUCAGUGCAGCAACAAUUGUCGAGAUUAUGAGACGUGGCUAUUCCAGAAUACCAAUCUAUGCAGAUGACGAUCGAAACAAUAUCAAAGCUCUUCUAAUGGUGAAGGAUUUGGCUCUGAUCGAUCCACACGAUAAUUUCACCGUCAAAACAGGUAACUAUCAUUUGGCUAUUGUCGAAAGUGUUCACAAUAUAUAUGAUCGAAAACUAAGUCGACAAACAAGGAAUCUACUCGGUAUUGUGACACUAGAAGAUAUUGUGGAAGAAAUUUUGCAAUCGGAAAUCAUUGAUGAGAGUGAUUCGGUUAUCGAUAAUACACAUAGAUCAAGAAGGAAACGUGUUAAGGAACCAAGUUUUACUAAACUGCUAACAAGUGAAGAGUAUAGCAAAGAAUUAUCGGUGCAUAUGGAACAAAUGACAAUACAUUUUUUGCAACAAUAUCAUAUACUCUUCACUGAUAAGUAUGUCGAACGACGAGCAUUAGCUCAUUUACUUAAGCGUAGUAUCAGACAGAUUGACAUGUCCUAUUCACCACAAAUAACAGGUUAUUCAGCAAAGCAGCGUGAAGCAGUACCUAUGUAUUGCAUGAAUAAACCGGCAUUUCGUUUUGUUGUAAUUCUGGAAGGCCGUGCUACUGUUAAAUUGGGAAAUAUGGAGUUUGAAGCUGGUCCUUGGACACCGUUUGGAAAUGAAAUUUUAGAUCAACUGAAUGAACUUAUUGACAGUAAUUUGAUAACCGACGAAAAUGAUUUUAGUUUUUCAGAUUCGAAGUUGGAGCUGAUCAAUUCGAUCCAGUUCAAUCCGGAUUUCGAUCUUUUUGUGACGGAUUUUUGCCGAUUCUUGCAUCUUACUGUAUCUGCUUAUAUAAAUGCGAUGAAAGUGACUAAAAUUGCUCGUGCGGCACGGAAUGAAAAAGGCUCUGUCAGAUCGCUGCUCAAAGCUUCAUUGUAUUCUGGAAAUCCAUCGCAAUUUGAGCGUUUGUCCGAUACGAUUAAGAAACAAGAGAAUUCGAAAUCAACUUUCGACGAUGUAAGCAAUCCAAAAAGUAUAUUUAUAAAACGCCGUUCAAACAGUGAUUUCGGACGUCAGUACUGA
Acanthocheilonema viteae is the source of this 1624-nucleotide messenger RNA. NCBI's taxonomy places the organism in Eukaryota, Metazoa, Nematoda, Chromadorea, Rhabditida, Onchocercidae. The record is from the annotation of a GenBank genome assembly.